This is a messenger RNA of Didymodactylos carnosus, 5535 nucleotides long. The record is from the annotation of a GenBank genome assembly. NCBI's taxonomy places the organism in Eukaryota, Metazoa, Rotifera, Eurotatoria, Philodinida, Philodinidae.
AUGAUGAACAAUAUAAGAAGUCUAUUGGCACGGGCAACGAUUCUUCAUGUUUUACUUGUUCAAGUGUAUACUCAAAUUGAUUCAAAUUCAAAUCGUACAUUAACAUCAAGUACUGCACGUAGUGCUGUAGCUAAUAUCGAAAGUACGCUAACAUCAUCAGCGAAUAAUUUCACUUAUACAACUUCGCUGUUUAAUAGAAGACCAAGUCGACCAUUAAACGGUUCUAUUCGUCGUCGUCGUCCUACAACUCGUCGUCCUCUCGGUAUACAACAACCAGAUUGUGAUUAUGGUGGAUGUUAUCCAGAAACGGGAGAUUUAUUAAUUGGUAGAGAAAAAAAUUUAUAUGCUAAUUCUACAUGUGGAUUAAAACAACCAGAACGCUAUUGUAUUAUUGGUAAUACGAAAAAUAUUUCGUGUGAUGUCUGUGAUAUUAAAAUGGCGAAUAAAAGUCAUACAAUUGAAAAUAUUGUUACGAGAUACGGUCAAGAUUCUCGAUUGAAAUGGUGGCAGGCAGAAAAUGAUGUCGAACAAGUUUAUCUACAAUUAAAUUUAGAAGCAGAAUUUGUUUUUACCCAUUUAAUUAUGAAAUUUCGUACAUUUCGUCCGAAAGGAAUGAUUAUUGAAAAAAGUUCAGAUUAUGGUAAAACAUGGCGAAUAUAUACCUAUUUUUCAUCGACAUGUCGAACAAUGUUUCCAUAUAUAUCAACAGAGUUACCCAAAAGUAUUGAUCAAAUCUAUUGUGAAAGUAGAUAUUCAGAUGAAACACCAUCAACAGGAGGAGAGGUUAUAUUUCGUGUUUUAUCACCGGGUAUGUUAGGUAGACGUGAUCCUUAUUCUCAUGCAGUUCAAGAAUUAAUUAAAAUAACAAAUUUACGAAUUAAUUUUACUAAACUACAUACAUUGGGUGAUAAUUUUUUGGAUACACGACAAGAAACAACACCAAAAUAUUAUUAUGCUAUUUAUGAAAUGGUUGUCCGAGGUAGUUGUUCAUGUUAUGGACAUGCUAAACGAUGUGCACCAACUGAUGAAGAGUUGAAAUCGAAUAUAACAUCGCCUGGAAAGGUUCAUGGCAAAUGUGAAUGUACUCAUAAUACCAAAGGUAUGAAUUGUGAACAAUGUUUGGAUUUAUACAAUGAUCGUCCAUGGCGACCAGCACGUACUGGCCAAUCAAAUCCGUGUCGUCUAUGUGAAUGUCAUGGUCAUGCUAAACAAUGUCGAUUUGAUCCAACACGCUAUGCACAAACAAAUUAUACGAGUGGUGGCAUUUGUGAAGAAUGUGAACAUAAUACAAUUGGAUCAAGAUGUGAAUAUUGUAAAGAUUUAUUUUACAAAGAUUCACAAUUACCAAUAACAGAUCCUCAUGUUUGUAAACCUUGUAAUUGUGAUGCGUAUGGUACACGCAAUAAAGGUAGUUGCGUCCAAUAUGAUGAUCAACGUCAUAGUUUACAUGCUGGUCAAUGUAUAUGUAAAGAAAAUGUUGAAGGAACGCGGUGCGAUAAAUGUAAAGUGGGAUAUUAUAAUUUGGAUUACAAUAAUCCACAAGGAUGCCAAGUUUGUGAUUGUCAUCCAUUGGGUAUUAUCGAUAAACAAUGUAAUACAAACUCGGGUUUAUGUCAAUGUAAAAUAAAUGUAAUUGGUAGAAGAUGUGAUCAAUGUCAAGAAAAUCAUUAUGGUUUAAACAUGGAUGAAAUUGACGGUUGUAAGCCAUGUAAUUGUUAUCCUGGUGGAUCGUAUAGUUUACAGUGUGAUAUUCAAACUGGUCAAUGUCCAUGUCGGGAUGGAAUGAAUGGAAGACAAUGUGAUACACCUAUAACAGGAACAUAUUGUGCGGGAUUACAAUUUUUUACAUAUGAAGCUGAAUUAGCUAAAAUUGAUGAAAAGAAAGCUGUUAUAUUUUCUUAUGAUAAUCCAAAUGAAUAUCGGACAUGGACUGGAACAAGUAUUGUUCGUAUAUAUGAAGGUGGCACAAUUGAAUUUGAUGUUUAUCAUUCAAUGAGAACGGGUUAUUAUGAUCUUAUCGUUCGAUAUUUACCAGCAACCGAAACAUGGGAAGAUGCAAGAAUUCUAGUUAUUGGACAAAAUCGUACACAGCCAACAAGUGAUUUAUGCGGAAUAAACUAUGAACAAGUAGCUACAGUCAAAUUACCAGCAAAAAAAUCAUUUGCGGAACUUGAGAAACCACUGUGCUUGAAUGAAAAUGAACAUUAUAAAAUACAACUUCAGCUUCGUCAAUAUGGUCAUGGAAAAAGUGAACGUGAUCCAGUUGUCAGCAUUGACUCAAUUGUAUUGAUUCCACGUAUUGAAAAAUUGGAUGAAUUUGCUAAACAGCCGUUGUUACUCAGUGAUUUUGAAACUCAUCAAUGUAAAGAAUUGACAUUAACACUAACAAACACGGGUGAAUUGCCAGAAGUUUGUCGAAAAAUAAUUUGUGGCAUUAGUGCAUUGAUUGUCGGUCGAACACUACCAUGUGAUUGUGAUACGACUGGUUCCGUAAGUAGUCUCUGUAAUCCACUUGGUGGUCAGUGUGAAUGUAAACCCUAUGUGAUCGGUCUUAAAUGUAACAUGUGUAUGCCCGGUUCAUAUCGAUUUAGUCCGGAGGGUUGUACAAAAUGUAAUUGUCAUAAUACUGGCGCGUUAAAUAAUCUUUGUGAUGUGACAACGGGUGCAUGCUAUUGUCGUCCGAAUGCACAUGGACGAGAUUGUGGUGACUGCUCACCAGGUUACUGGAAUUUUCCAAAUUGUCAAAGAUGUGAAUGUAAUGGUCAUUCAGAAUUAUGUGAUAAAAAUGGUGUGUGUAUCGAUUGUCGAGAUUCAACAGCUGGUGAUCAUUGUGAACGUUGUGCCGAUGGGUAUUAUGGAGAUGCACGACUUGGUUCAACUCAAAUAUGUCGACCCUGUUAUUGUCCGGGCGACCCGGGAUCAACCCAACAAUUUGGUGACUCUUGUGUUCAUGAUCCAUAUACACAACAAGUUGUAUGUCGCUGCAGAGCAGGGUACACGGGUCAAAAAUGUACUGAAUGCGCUAUUGCUUAUUAUGGGAAUCCUGCCGAACAAGGUGGUCGAUGUAAAUCAUGUGAAUGUAAUAAUAACGUAAACGUUGAUGAUCCUGAUAGUUGUGAUAGACGUACUGGUGCAUGUUUGAAAUGUUUGUACAACACUGGUGGUCGCCACUGUGAACAAUGUCGUCAAGGUUAUUAUGGUGAUCCAUUGGGUCCAGAUAAAUGCCAACCAUGUGACUGUGGAAUUGGAGGUCUUGACAAUAAUUGUAACAGUAAAACAGGCGAUUGUAUAUGCAAAGAAAAUGUUAUCGAUAGUAAUUUGGGUGAUAAUAUUGUCCGUCGAUGUUCCCAAUGUCGUGAUGGUUAUUGGGGUCUGGGUAGAGGCUAUUGUUCAUCGUGUAACUGUGAUAUUGAUGGAUCAACGGGUAUGAUAUGUGAUAAAUUUACCGGUCAAUGUCCAUGUAAAUAUAAUCGCGGUGGUCUACGAUGUGAUCAGUGUCCUCCAGGCACCUAUGGAGAUCCACUUAACCCUGACAUUGAUUGUCAACCGUGUCAAUGUUCAAAUGAUGGUUCAGUUAAUUCACAAUGUGAUGCUGUUACAGGACAAUGUUUGUGUAAAAUAGGUGUGACAGGAAAAUAUUGUGAUCGAUGUGCACGAGGAAAAUACGGACUUGUACCUUAUUGUACAAAUUGCGGACAAUGUUUUGGUAAUUGGGACAAUAUUAUUGGAAAUUUAACUGGUCAAGUAAACGUGUUUGUUGAUCGUUUAAAUUCAGUUGAAAUUCAUCAGAUUGAAUCAAUAACAAAUGGCAAUUUAUUUCAACAAACUGAAACAUUAUUGGACUCUGUUCAAAAUGCACUAGGAUUAAAAUAUAGUGAAUAUGAACUUGAACCCUAUCAACAAAAAUAUUUUCAAUUAAAUGAACGUCUCGUUAAAUUAUCAAAAUCUUUAAAUGAUGACUUUAUACCAAAUUUUCAAAAUCAAUCAAAACGUUUUCGUUUUGAAGAAGAUGUUACACGUAUUAGUAAUGUUGUUAAAGAAACAUAUACAUUAACAAAUUCCUAUAAAACACAAUAUGAUCGUUUAAAACAUGCCGAUUUACAAUCAGCUGGUGUUAGUGCAAAAAAUAUUGAAUUACAAAUGAAACAUAUUAAAGAUGAAUUAAAUCAAUUGGUAAUUAAAAUUGAACAAAAUUUACAUUAUCUACAACGAUUAAAUCAAACGUUGACAAAUGAAAAAACAUAUUUUCAAAAUCAAAAACUUCAAGAACAAGUGACAAAUUUCUCACAAAUUUAUACAGAUAUCAAUGAACGAUAUGUGAAGAAAGGUAAUGUUAGUGAAGUAAUAUGUGGUAAUCGUGGCAACAAUGGUGUGUGUGAUGCAUGUGGUGGUGAAGGUUGUAAUGAUUCAUCAAUAUGUACCAAUAGUUUAUCAACACAAUGUUCAUCAAGUGUACACCAUAUUCUAAAUGAUUUAUUAAUUGAAAUCAAUGAUACUCAACAAACUAUAGAACAAAAACAAAAUGAAACAAAUUUAAUUUAUACUCGAUAUUAUGAGGCAGAAAAAGAUAUUAGUUUAACAUUAACAAAGACUAUCAAUGAAUGGAAACGUUUAAAAACGUUAAAUGAUAGUUUAAAUUUAACACAAAUACGAUUAGAUAAAUCAAAUAUUCAAAUACAAACAUUAGAAGAUUUAUUAAAAGAUCCAAAACCAUCAGAUAUUCAAGAAAUAAUUGAAAAAAUUUUAAAUAUGAAAAUAACAUUAACAACUCCAACAUUGGAAACUUUAACUAAUGAUAUAGUGAAAUUAGUUGAAUCAACACGAAUUAGUCAACAAACUGAUAAUGAAAAUGAAAAAAUUCGCGAUGCUACCUAUAAAUUGGAUAAUGCAAAAAAUUUAGAAAAUGAUUUAAUCACAUAUGUUAGAUCAUUUACUGCACAAACGUUGGGUAUUAAAACGCUUGAUAAUAUAAUUGAUAAUUUAAAUAAUCAAAGUAUUCAUAUAAAUGAAAUAGCAACAGAAACAAAUCAAAAAAUGGUAGAAUUAAAAAGUACAGUUACUCAGACUGAAGAUCUUCUUCAAAAAGCUGAAAAAAAUCUUAAUUCAACAAAAGAUCGAAUUAGUCAAUUAGUAUCGAUUGAACAAACAUUUAAUUCGACAAUUCGAAAUUCUAUUGAAGUUAUUGCCAUUGAAACUGAACGAAAUUUGAAAGAAUUUUUACCAAAAUAUCUUGAUGAAUUUACACAAGAUUUAGAUAUACUUAGUACAAAUUUUGAAGCUUAUACUCGUGAUAAACAAGAAUUACCAGCUGAAACAAGAACAACAGCGAUACGUGUUCGUGAAUUAAAUUCAAAUAUCAAAACAUUACAAGAUAAAAUUAUGAAAUAUAAUGCAUUAAGAAAUUUUGAAAAUAGCCGUUUAACAAUGCCAUUGAUUCAGAAAUUUGAUGAAUUAAGAAAUCAAGCACGGUAUGCACGCGAUCAAAUUAAACAAAGUGCAACACAUUAUGUUGACUGUUAUCGAGUUGAACGAUAA